AUGGAACCUUACGUUCGUAGACCGGCUGCUCUGGCCGGUAACCAAGUCCCGCUAAGGAACCAAGUUGCCACUCAGGUCCUGGCUCGCAAGCUUUCCCUGUUCAGAGAAGAGACUAUUGUCAUCCCGCUUUGUAGAGCCAUGGAGUACAAGCUCGCAGUGGAUUCCAGCAAGAAGGCUACGGAGCUGCCGCUAUUGAGGGUUUGCGGCACCGUACAGCAGAAUCCACACAUGCGGGCCUUCUGGGCCAGCGUCAUAUCUUUCUUCCUUGCCUUCUUGGGCUGGUUUGCCUUGGCGCCCUUGGGCCUCGAAGUUGCGACCAGCAUGGGGACGUGUGAGAACCAGCUCUUCCCCCCUACGGACUUCCCGACACGACCAGCCUACCUGAAGUUCAAGAACUUGAAGAGUGGGCUGAGCUAUUGCCAGUAUGGGGUCCUCAAGGAGGACGGCAAGGAAAUCGAGUGCGAGGACGUCCCCCCAGAUGUGGCGAGUGGCGCCGAGUCAACGGCUGAGCAGAAGGAGAAGUACAGACCGCAGGUGCUGACAAAGUGCGUGUGCACCCCAGGCACGGAAUGUAAUUCCGUGAUUGCGAAUGCCGGCGUGGCCUCUGUUGCCUCGACCAUCUUCGUGAGGGUUGCUUUGGGGACGCUCCUCGAGCGCUUCGGUCCGGUGAACGUUCAGUGUGGCUUACUGUCCUUUGGGGCCUUCUGGGUGGCAAUGGCGGCCGCCAUUACAGCUCCAUGGAACUAUACGCUGAUCCGCUUUUUCAUAGGUUGCGCAGGCGCCACGUUCGUGACCAACCAGUUCUGGUGCUCGCUGAUGUUUUCGCCCAAUGUUGUCGGCACGGCCAACGCCACUGCGGCCGGUUGGGGCAACUUGGGAGGCGGCGUGACCCAGAUUUUUAUGAUGUCUGUACUUUUCAAUCCUAUGGUGGCCUCCGGGUUGGAGCCGAAUGUCGCUUGGCGUGUUUGCAUGGUGGUGCCAGCGGUCAUGUUCGUGGUCGUUGCCAUUUGCAUGAAGCUCAUGUGCUGGGAUAUGCCUACGGCACGCAACUACGAUCCGGCCGUGACCGGCAAGACACAAAAACCUUCGAUGUGGGACUAUGUCGAGGUGCUGCGUGACGUUCGCGUCGUGGUCAUGAUAUUCCAAUAUUCCGCGUGUUUCGGCACAGAGCUCGCAAUGAACAAUCAGUUGGCUACGCAUUUUCGGACAUACUUCCAGAUGGAUGCAGGUGAUGCCAGUGCCCUGGCGGGUGCUUUCGGUCUUAUGAAUCUGUUCGCUCGAUCACUUGGAGGCAUCAGCAGCGAUGUUUGCUUCAAGUACUUCGGCUUCCGCGGCCGAAUUUGGGCCCAGUUCCUGGCACUCUUUUUCGAAGCUAUCUUCCUAUUCAGCUUCGGGAACGUGGACAAUUCCCAGCCUUGGUACGUGGCAUUGGCAGUCUUAGUUUGCUUCUCGCUCUUUGUGCAGAUGGCUGAGGGCACCUCCUACGGCAUCGUGCCCUUCAUGAACCGGAAGCAGCUCGCAGUUGUGUCCGCGCUUGUGGGUGCCGGUGGAAAUCUCGGGGCCGUGAUUGCAGGCUUCUGCUUCUACAGGCCGAUCGAGGAUGCUCUGCUGCCUUUCCAGGUCCACGCGGGCUAUGUAAUGUUUUGGGCUCUGUUGAGCCCUUGCUACUACUGGUCCGAGAUGGGUGGGAUGUUCCACGGACCGGCACAGAGCUCCGAGAAGGGCAAGACCCAAAGCAGCGAGAACCAGUCUCACACGGGAAGGCAGCGAGAGCCAGCCGCAAGCCACGGCUGGUUUGCCUUGGCGCCCUUGGGCCUCGAAGUUGCGACCAGCAUGGGGACGUGUGAGAACCAGCUCUUCCCCCCUACGGACUUCCCGACACGACCAGCCUACCUGAAGUUCAAGAACUUGAAGAGUGGGCUGAGCUAUUGCCAGUAUGGGGUCCUCAAGGAGGACGGCAAGGAAAUCGAGUGCGAGGACGUCCCCCCAGAUGUGGCGAGUGGCGCCGAGUCAACGGCUGAGCAGAAGGAGAAGUACAGACCGCAGGUGCUGACAAAGUGCGUGUGCACCCCAGGCACGGAAUGUAAUUCCGUGAUUGCGAAUGCCGGCGUGGCCUCUGUUGCCUCGACCAUCUUCGUGAGGGUUGCUUUGGGGACGCUCCUCGAGCGCUUCGGUCCGGUGAACGUUCAGUGUGGCUUACUGUCCUUUGGGGCCUUCUGGGUGGCAAUGGCGGCCGCCAUUACAGCUCCAUGGAACUAUACGCUGAUCCGCUUUUUCAUAGGUUGCGCAGGCGCCACGUUCGUGACCAACCAGUUCUGGUGCUCGCUGAUGUUUUCGCCCAAUGUUGUCGGCACGGCCAACGCCACUGCGGCCGGUUGGGGCAACUUGGGAGGCGGCGUGACCCAGAUUUUUAUGAUGUCUGUACUUUUCAAUCCUAUGGUGGCCUCCGGGUUGGAGCCGAAUGUCGCUUGGCGUGUUUGCAUGGUGGUGCCAGCGGUCAUGUUCGUGGUCGUUGCCAUUUGCAUGAAGCUCAUGUGCUGGGAUAUGCCUACGGCACGCAACUACGAUCCGGCCGUGACCGGCAAGACACAAAAACCUUCGAUGUGGGACUAUGUCGAGGUGCUGCGUGACGUUCGCGUCGUGGUCAUGAUAUUCCAAUAUUCCGCGUGUUUCGGCACAGAGCUCGCAAUGAACAAUCAGUUGGCUACGCAUUUUCGGACAUACUUCCAGAUGGAUGCAGGUGAUGCCAGUGCCCUGGCGGGUGCUUUCGGUCUUAUGAAUCUGUUCGCUCGAUCACUUGGAGGCAUCAGCAGCGAUGUUUGCUUCAAGUACUUCGGCUUCCGCGGCCGAAUUUGGGCCCAGUUCCUGGCACUCUUUUUCGAAGCUAUCUUCCUAUUCAGCUUCGGGAACGUGGACAAUUCCCAGCCUUGGUACGUGGCAUUGGCAGUCUUAGUUUGCUUCUCGCUCUUUGUGCAGAUGGCUGAGGGCACCUCCUACGGCAUCGUGCCCUUCAUGAACCGGAAGCAGCUCGCAGUUGUGUCCGCGCUUGUGGGUGCCGGUGGAAAUCUCGGGGCCGUGAUUGCAGGCUUCUGCUUCUACAGGCCGAUCGAGGAUGCUCUGCUGCCUUUCCAGGUCCACGCGGGCUAUGUAAUGUUUUGGGCUCUGUUGAGCCCUUGCUACUACUGGUCCGAGAUGGGUGGGAUGUUCCACGGACCGGCACAGAGCUCCGAGAAGGGCAAGACCCAAAGCAGCGAGAACCAGUCUCACACGGAGUCUGUGGCCACCAGUGAGAACUGCAUGUAA
Messenger RNA from Symbiodinium sp. CCMP2592, 3303 nucleotides. The record is from the annotation of a GenBank genome assembly. NCBI's taxonomy places the organism in Eukaryota, Dinophyceae, Suessiales, Symbiodiniaceae.